CUCAUGCCCUCAUUUUUUUAAGUCUGUUUGGAUCACAUUUAUACAAGUGCUCGUAACACACCUGUUAGGGAGUAUCUGUCUGUAGACCCACAAAGGCAGAAAUAUGUUGUCUGAGGAGCAGUUUUGGUGCAGCAUCUGUCUGGAUAUCUUCAACAACCCUGUCUCCAUCCCAUGUGGGCACAACUUCUGUAUGGGAUGCAUCAAAUGCUUCUGGGAUACGAGACAUAAGUCAGAGUGUCCACUGUGCAAAGAGGCCUUCAGAAAACGCCCAGAACUGAGGAUCAAUGUAGGCUUGAAAGACAUCACAGAGCAAUUCAAAAGAUCUAUAAAGGGCCAGCCACCAUACAAGCCAGCCCCAGCAAAGAGAAGUAUGCCAAGACAACCUUCUAUGUCUGAUGUUCCCUGUGACGUCUGCCAAGGAACCAUUAUAACGGCGGUUAAGUCGUGUUUCGUCUGCCAGGAAUCUUACUGUGAAACUCACUUGACACCCCAUCUUAGAGAUACAGUGUUGACAAAGCACAGGCUGACAGAUCCGGCCACCUUCAUCACCAGUCACCUCUGCAUAAGUCACAACAAGCUCCUGGAUAUGUUUUGCAAGAAGGAACAGACACCUAUUUGUAUGAAAUGCAGAGAGAAGGACCACAGACACCAUGAGAUCGUCCCGAUAGAGAAGGAGAGCAUGUUGGUUAGGACUAAGUUGAAGAAGGCCGAUGCAGACUUUCAGCAUAUGGUCAACACCAGAAUGAAAAAGCUUGACGAGGUCAUAGCUUCAAUGGAGUCGAGAAAAAUGAAUGAAGAACGAGAAUUACAAACAAGCACUCAGGUCGCCAACAUGGUGAGUGGCAUCAUUGAAAAGAACCACGCUUCGCUCAUCCAGGAGAUCCAGCAGAAGCGGGAAGCAUCCGAGGGGAUAGAGAAGGAGCUUAUCAAAGAGCUCAGGGGGGAACUCAAUGAGCUGCAGAGGAGACGAAGUGAACUGCAGCACCUGGAGAACUCCGGCGAGCCUCUUCAUCUCCUACAAAGUUUCCCCUCUCUGAGUUCUCCGCUGUCCACCAGGGACUGGUCCCAGGUCAAAGUGAACUCAAACAGCUGCAUAGGGACAGUGAGGAGAGCUUUCUCCAAGCUGGUGGACGCGUGCCAUACACUUGAAAAGAAACUGUCUGCAGAAGAAAUCAGUAAGGCAAAUCAAUAUGCAGUGGAUGUGACUUUGGAUCCAAUGACUGCUUCGGGCUGGCUGUGUCUGUCCCCAGAUGGGAAACAGGUGAGCCUCAGCCUCCAGCAGAAGAAACCCUCUCCCCCUGACGACCCCCGCAGGUUUGACUCAUGCGUCUCAGUUCUGGGGAAAGAAAGCUUCACCUCUGGGAGACAUUACUGGGUGGUUGAGGUUGGGGAUAAAACAGACUGGGAUCUUGGCGUGGCCAAGGAGUCCAUCAACAGGAAGGGGGCCAUUACAGUACAUCCCCACAACGGUUACUGGGCGAUCUGCCGGAGGAAAGGCGGCAAUCUCAGCGCCUGUGCCGGUCCCUCCAUCACCCUCCACCUCCAGGAAACCCCCAAGAAAGUGGGCGUGUUCCUGGACUACGAGGAAGGGUUGGUGUCCUUCUACAACGCAGAAGCAAAGACCCACAUUUACACUUACAGCGGGUGUGACUUCACUGAGACACUAUACCCGUACUUAAACCCCUGUCUUCUUGACAACGGGAAGAACACUGCCCCGUUGAUUAUCUGUCCUGUUGAGCUUGGGCAAGUUGAAAAGAUUGCGGCAUUUUCAUAA
Molecule: messenger RNA, 1774 nt
Organism: Sander lucioperca (pikeperch)
Lineage: Eukaryota; Metazoa; Chordata; Actinopteri; Perciformes; Percidae
Product: E3 ubiquitin-protein ligase TRIM39-like
Exons: 10
Coding region: 104-1774 (556 amino acids)
Molecular function (GO): zinc ion binding; protein binding
Source: RefSeq, a predicted model, not a curated record